UAUUUCCGCCCUUUAUUGCCUGUUGUCUCCGCAAAAAGCGGAUUCAGUUUCCCGGGUGGCGCUGCGGCACCCGCUCUUAAAUCUCAUUCUCCGCCUACCAGAGUUUGAACUCACAGGCGGUAGUGAUGGCUGACAUAGACUUGACGUGGAGAUUGUGCUAGCGUCCUUGAUGUGGAAAGGUUUCAACCAAGAUUCAGCUCAUUCUACCCUCACUUGUUAUCUGCAUUCUAUAGUAUUCUUCCUUUUCCCAUUUCCCCAAGACUUCCAUUCCCUAUUAACAGAUUCGCAAUUUUGGUGUACUGUAUUUGUAACCUUAGUUUUCCCAUUCCCACUUUGCUCUUCCCAUCCAACACUGUGGCCUGUUCUGGGCUGUACCGCGGGUAUCUCGGUGUGGGAGAGCAAGAGCAGGAAAAGUCAGGGACGCAGUCCCCAGUGCUCCAGGAUGAAUAGGAGCCCUAGCUGGUCUGAUCAGCUUCAUGAAGUUCUCAAUUCAACUGAUGAAAAUAUGGCCCGGAUUAAGCAGACUUUGUAUCCUCUUCGACUUUCCUCUACAGGGAACCUGGCUGACACCUGGAUUUCCCCUCAUCACUUGCCUCCUCAGCCAGGGGCCCAGGCUCAUCAGCCCUGGGCUUUAAAGACUCCGAUUCUUGGAGAGAGAUUGAGCUGCACUGAAUCCCACAGCUCAUGUUCUCUCUGGGAUGAAGUUACUAAACUGCGAGCCCAGCUUCAGGCUCAGGCCCAGGUGACUGAGGCUCUAACGCAUGCUGUGCAGAGCCUGUUGAAGGAUCGGAAGCAGCAGAUGAACAAGAUCAGUAUGCUAGAAGCAUCAUUAAAACUGCUUCAGGAGGGCCCCAAAGGGAGAGCCCUUUUGGAACAACGCCUGGAAAGGUUGAGAAAAGAACUGAAGGGCCUUCGGAACAAGGUUCAAGAGCUAGUCCAAACCCAAAUGAGAACAAGACCAGGGAAGUUCAGUAGUACCAGUGGCUUUCACCAAGAGCUGCAGACUGAGCACCAGCUUUUGUGGGAAGAGUCAGAGAUUCUUCGGGAGGAAUUGAAGUUGCUUCGAGACCAGCUGAGCCAACAUCAGGAAUUGCUGCUGGAACAGAUGGCUGAGGGGCGCCAGGUUCAGGCCCGGAGCUGGAAGACGUUGGAACACCUACAGAGGGACCAGAAGAGCAAGGUUCAGACCUUGGAGUUUACCAGGACAGAGGCCCCUGAUGCCCAGAAGGAGGACCUCCUCAGAACUUCUGUUCAUGCUCGACAAUCUAAGCUGCCUCUGGCCACCAUCUUCGCCAUGUCUGUUUCAUCAUCUAACUCUGAAGUCAGUCUUCCAGACUGUGACCGUAGCUGGGAACUUUUAAAGAAACUAGAUAGGGAACUCCAGAAUACUCUUUCUAACCUGGAACCCCGCAACUCUCAGCCCCAUGGCCAGAGUCUUGGACAAGAGGAUCUGUUCCUUCAGGGCCCCAAAGUCUUCCAGAGUGACCUGUAAGGACUUGUAAGAAGAAUGAGAUGAGACUUCCAUCCGGGGCAAUCUUCUCGCCCUUUCUGGUAUGUGCCCUUCUUAUAAGGCAUCUCACUGUACAGUCAUUCCUGCUCCCCAAACUCAUUUAAAAUAAAGUGGUGUAAUGCUC
Molecule: messenger RNA, 1634 nt
Organism: Mesocricetus auratus (golden hamster)
Lineage: Eukaryota; Metazoa; Chordata; Mammalia; Rodentia; Cricetidae
Gene: Ccdc163
Product: coiled-coil domain containing 163
Exons: 10
Coding region: 170-1492 (440 amino acids)
Source: RefSeq, a predicted model, not a curated record